Molecule: messenger RNA, 2172 nt
Organism: Mangifera indica (mango)
Lineage: Eukaryota; Viridiplantae; Streptophyta; Magnoliopsida; Sapindales; Anacardiaceae
Product: squamosa promoter-binding-like protein 6
Cellular component (GO): nucleus
Molecular function (GO): DNA binding
Source: RefSeq, a predicted model, not a curated record
ACUUAUAGUGGAAAUCAUAUUGGGCUCACACACUCUUUAUGUAAUUGCUUAUGUAUAUGUAUGUAUCCCCUUCCUUCCACCAUCCCAAUUUAAACCCACUCACUGUUUUUGCUUUUCUGUUCUUGUGUAUCAGUUGCUUGGCUUUUGGAGUGAUUAGUCUCGUUUCUUGAAUUGUGAUUAGAAGUUGGAACUAUUAAAUAGUUUGUGCAGCUUUGGUAAACUGUUCUAUGGUGGAAUCUUGGAGCUAUUCUUCCGAAGGGAAAGGCCUUUUGUUUUCUGAUGAAGUAGACUUACCAGUUGACUCUUUUUCUAGAAGUAGAAAAACAUUCAUAGAAUGGGAAAGUAAACCCUCUUAUACUUUUGAUAUUAACAAGCUUAUUUCAGAUAGUGAUACUGUAAAGGAUAUGGAAUUUAUGGACCUUGGUUUGACUGAUGUGACUAGAAAAUCUUUCAUUAGUAGCACAAGCGGAGGUCCAAUGAAGGGUGAAGUUAGUUGUGAUUCUAGAAAAAGAGUGACUAGUCCUUCUUGUCUGGUCACUUCAAGUUCAUUUUUUGGGGAAGAGGAAUCUGGAUCAAAAAUUUCAAGUUCUUGUAUGGAAUCCAAUAGUCAGAAUUCAUCAUUUAUUGAUUUAAAGCUAGGGAAUUUGGUUGAUUGUGUAGAUACGCAGAAUGGUGAAUUUCGGAAAGAGAAGUCGGUUGUAUCUAUUGUGCCUCCAUCUUUGACUGCAAAGAAAGCUCGUUCAAUGAGUUCAUGCUCUCAAACUCCCCUCUGCCAAGUUUAUGGCUGUAAUAGAGAUCUUAGCUCCUCAAAGGAUUACCACAAAAGGCAUAAAGUUUGUGAGGUUCACACGAAGACUCCCAAAGUAAUAGUUAAUGGCUAUGAGCAAAGGUUUUGCCAGCAGUGUAGCAGGUUUCAUUUGCUGGCUGAAUUUGAUGAUAGUAAACGCAGUUGUCGUAAACGCCUGGCAGGCCACAAUGAGCGUAGGAGAAAGCCUCAAUUCAAUAUCCUCUCUGGUAAAUCGCAUAAGUUGCUGCAAUCAUAUCAAGGUUCAGCAGGCACCAAAUUUCUGGGGACUUCAUUACCAAAAGGAGCAUCCUUUGUUUUCCCAGAAUCAUUUCCAGAGGGCAUUCUUUUCCCUGAAAGCAAUGAGCAAGCCAAUCUAUUUCAGCAUCUCAAGUUUGAAGAGGAACCAUUCUCGUGUCCUCAAUUUGCAACACCGAUCUCGAAUGGGCAACUACUAACAAAAUCUAUCAUCUAUCUACAAGGCAAUGAGAAACAACACCCAUGGGCAACUGAAAGCUAUAAUGUUUAUAAUAUGUCAUCGACUGUUCAAGAAUCACCUGAGAUUUCACACUCCAGUUGUGCUCUCUCUCUUCUGUCAGCUCAUUCACACAACUUUUCAAGCCAUUCAUCAGGAAAUCAAAUCCCUAGGCCUUUGAUCAAUCAAACCAGCCAUGUCCAACAUAAUCUGGACCUAAAUUUCAACAAAGCUGUGGAUUUAAUGUCUUUGGAAAGAUAUGCAACAGAUGGCUUGUAUUCAUCAGGAAUGAACUCUGUGGAUGGUGCUCAGACAAGCUCCAUCAUGGUUCCUGAUGCUGGGCAUGCUGUUGAAUUGGAAGUCGAAGCAGGCGGAGUUUUUCAAGAGUCUGAUCCUAUAAAGGCCAAGUACUUUCUCCCUCCUGAAGAUGGGUCCACUGUUGAUUUGAUACAACUUUCAUCACAUCUAAAAAGAGUGGAGCAACAGAGGAAUUGCAUGCAAUACAAGCAGCAAAAUGAUGAUUUGUGCUGUUUCUCAGCCUCUUAAGCUGUAAAUGAGGUUAUUGGAGCCUAUUGAGAUACUUAGCAAAAAGAGUUAUAGCCGCACAUGCUUGCGCAAUGUUAAAAUGCUGUUAGACACUUCAGAUGCAAUAUAUUGAUAGUGCGCUCCUUUUUCUAUUAAGUAUAUAACAGGAAAAACUAUCUAGGUUUUCUUAUUGUGAAGUCCUUUUUCGCAUCAGUUAACUCCUUUGCCCUUUUAGUCUACAUGCAGUUAUCGUUUCAAUGAAGGAUUCAAUAUCAGACUAUGCAACUACUGUAUCAGUUGAGCCUGUUGAAAACUUUCGGCUGUUUUUGGUUUAUGAUUGAAAAGGCAUAUGAGUAUGAGCUUGGUCUUUUUCUAAACAAUUUUACUU